This is a messenger RNA of Fusarium keratoplasticum, 1638 nucleotides long. Its product is annotated as DBR1 domain-containing protein. The record is from RefSeq and is a predicted model, not a curated record. Gene Ontology annotation, molecular function: RNA lariat debranching enzyme activity. Lineage: Eukaryota; Fungi; Ascomycota; Sordariomycetes; Hypocreales; Nectriaceae. The transcript has 3 exons. Bases 1 to 1638 code for a protein of 545 amino acids. Gene Ontology annotation, biological process: mRNA splicing, via spliceosome. Gene Ontology annotation, cellular component: nucleus.
AUGGCCGCCAACACAUUCGAGACGCAGGGCGUCCGUGUUGCGGUUGAAGGCUGCGGCCACGGUACACUCGAUGCCAUCUACGCCUCUGUCGCCGAGUCGUGCAAGCAUCGCGGGUGGGAUGGCGUUGAUGUCCUCAUUAUCGGCGGCGACUUUCAGUCUGUUCGGAAUGCUGCAGAUUUGAGCAUCAUGUCUUGUCCUGUCAAGUAUCGCCACCUCGGAGACUUUCCCAAGUACUACUCUGGAGAAUGCAAAGCUCCUUACCUAACCAUAUUCAUUGCUGGCAACCACGAAGCCAGCUCGCAUCUAUGGGAGCUCUACUACGGUGGCUGGGUCGCGCCCAACAUUUACUAUAUGGGCGCCGCCAACGUCUUGCGUCUUGGUCCACUGCGCAUUGCUGGUCUCUCUGGCAUUUGGAAGGGCUUUGACUACCGCAAGCCGCACCACGAGCGGCUUCCCUUUAAUCAGGACGAUGUUAAGUCAUGGUACCACGUCCGCGAGUUUGAUGUUCGCAAACUACUACAGGUGCGGACGCAGGUGGAUGUCGGUCUCAGUCACGACUGGCCGCGCGCUAUCGAGAAGCACGGUGACCAGGAGUGGUUGUUCAGGAAGAAGCGGGAUUUCCGCCAAGAGUCGAAAGAUGGCACCCUCGGAAGUGUCGCCGCAGAGUACGUCAUGGACCGCCUACGACCGCCCUACUGGUUCUCUGCCCAUCUGCACGUCAAGUUCGGUGCGCUCAAGACCUAUGAAGAUGCAGAGGUGCCUGCACCAGAACCAAGCAAGGAACCAACUGCUUCUGAGCCUGUGGCUGCAGAAACGAAUCCUGACGAGAUCGACUUGGACUUAGACGACGAUGAUGGGGAUGAGACCAAACCAGAGGCAAAGCAGGAGACCAAGGAGAGUGAACCCAAAGAGAAGGAGGUGGCAGAAGAGUCAAAUGCGGUAUCUGAUGCGCUGAGGGCGCAACUCCCUGCAUCUUUUGCUCGUCCGCAGCCAAAGAAGACACCAGGCCAACCAGUGCCCCCUGGCAUCACCAACAAGCAGGUUCGGUUCCUUGCUCUAGACAAGUGCUUGCCCGGACGACACUUCCUGCAGCUCUGCGAGAUUCAGCCCUUCAAAUCAGAGAUGAGCUCUGAGUAUCCUCCGGCUAAGGAAUCACCUCGGUAUCGACUGCAGUAUGACCCAGAAUGGCUUGCGAUCACUCGCGUCUUUCACGAUUCUCUCGUCGUUGGAGAUCGAAGCGCCCAGACACCACCUGAUUUAGGUGAAGAGCGGUACCUACCGCUCAUCGAAGCCCAACAAAAAUGGGUGGAAGACAACAUCGUCAAGCCUGGCAAGCUAGACGUGCCGUACAACUUUGAGAUUACUGCUCCACCAUAUGUCGCCGGGACCCCAGAAAUCGUCGACGAGCAGCCGGAGGAGUAUACUAGCCCACAAACUGUUGCUUUCUGCGAGCUUCUCGGAAUCGCCAACAAAUGGAACGCGAGCAAGGAGGAGAGGCAAGAAAGAAGAGCUCAAGGCCCCGCCGAGUCAGAGAGACGCUCGUUUGGCGGAGGCAGAGGUUCCGGUCACGGUAGAGGCCGAGGAGGUGGCCGAGGGCGAGGAAGGGGUCGGGGAAGGGGUCAUAGGGGCAGAUGGUAA